This is a messenger RNA of Saxophila tyrrhenica, 762 nucleotides long. It is a transcript of the gene mge1, whose product is annotated as GrpE, mitochondrial. The record is from RefSeq and is a predicted model, not a curated record. Gene Ontology annotation, molecular function: adenyl-nucleotide exchange factor activity; protein homodimerization activity; protein-folding chaperone binding. Lineage: Eukaryota; Fungi; Ascomycota; Dothideomycetes; Mycosphaerellales; Extremaceae. The transcript is spliced from 2 exons. The coding region runs from base 1 to 762 and encodes 253 amino acids. Gene Ontology annotation, cellular component: PAM complex, Tim23 associated import motor. Gene Ontology annotation, biological process: protein folding; protein import into mitochondrial matrix.
AUGAUCCAACAACGACUAUCGCGAUCCUUACAAACCAUCGCGCGACAGCAGCGACAAUGCCUUAGACUCCAACAACCGCAAACCCCCUUCUCUACCUCAUCCUCCGCCAUCCGGUCAUUCGCGCCACCCAUAUCGCAACGAAUACAGCAGCGGAGACAGUAUGCUUCAGCGCAGGAGGCGGCGGAAGGCAAGCAGGGUGAAAAGUCAUCAGAUGGAGCAGGCAAAGAGCAGAUGAAGGCGGAGGAGGCAACGCAAGACAAGGCCACAACGGAGGAUCCCGUGCAAAAGGAGCUGGAGGCGAAGAAGAAGGAGGUUCUCGACGUGACUGACAAAUACCGCCGCCAAGUAGCCGACUACCGCAACCUCCAAGAGCAAACUCGGCGCGAAGUCCAAGCGGCCAAAGACUUCGCCCUGCAGCGCUUCUCCAAAGACCUACUCGAAAGCAUCGACAACCUCGACCGUGCGCUCUCCAACGUGCCCGCCGACAAACUCACCGCCGAGAACCAGGACCUGCUGAACCUGCACUCGGGCUUGAAGAUGACCGAGACGAUCCUGAUGCAGACGCUCAAGAAGCAUGGGCUGGAGAGGGUGGACCCGAGUGUGGAGGAGGAGAAGUUCGAUCCGAAUAGGCAUGAGGCGGUGUUCCAGGCGCCGCAGCCGGGGAAGACGGAUGGGGUUGUUUUCCACACGCAGCAGAAAGGGUUCACGUUGAAUGGGAGGGUGAUACGACCGCCGAAGGUUGGGGUGGUAAGGAAUGGUUGA